UCUCUCCAAAAGCGGAGCACUACAAAAGCUGCCCUCUUCUUCCCCCUUCUCUACCAUCUAAAGUCCAAAUCAAUCCCACUGGGAGUAGCUCAUUCGGAUAAGCGAAACACAACCUAUAGUUCUCUUUUGAUCGGGCCUUUUUAGGUUCAGCUCCUUGAUUUCCAGAAUAAUGAACCAGUGCUGCUUAAGCAGUGUGGAAGUUGUGUCAUACUGCGAUGACCUUGUCACCGAGAUUUUGCUUCGAUUGCCUCUAGACUCCGUCUUCAAGUUCAAGUGUGUAUCGAAGACAUGGAACCGAUUGAUGUCUGAUCCUAUUUUUCGUGCCAAAUACAUAUCCCGAGCGAAGAAUUCCCUUCUCCCAUUGCUGGGAUUCUUUCGGGUUACUGUCGACCAACAAGAUCGGACAACACCAAAGCUCUCAUUUCUACCAAAUUGUAAAGAAAGGAAAUUUACAAACUUGGAUUGCAUUGAAAACUAUGGCCUUACCCAAGGUUCUCCUCAAGGCCUAAUGCUAUGCUGGUCGCAGCAAAAGAGGUCCCGAAUUUACAAUGACUACGUUUGGGAACCCGUCAGAAACCAAUGGUUCCCUAUUCCUGAAGAACCAAAGAAGGGAAAUGAUUUUGAGGAUUGGCAUUUCUCAGAUGGGUUGUAUUGUGAAGAAUGUAGCAAAGAUGGUGUGGUGCAUUUCAAAGUAAUUCGAGCUAUGCUACACAGAGCCUCACACCACAUAUUAACAAUAAAAAGUUUCUCUUCUCGUACAGGCAAUUGGACCCAAUCAUUUCUCACUUCUCCAUCUGAAUUUUCACUUGGGCAUCAGCGUUACAAGGGUCGAUCAGUAGGUGGGAUCUUCUACUGGAAAGUUUGUGGUCAUUUCGCUGCUUAUCAUCCCGAAAAUGAAAAUCGCAUGUGGCUGAUAAAAUUGCCUCAUCGUAGUGAAAGGGAGGGAUAUAUGGAUUUUAUCUUGGGACAGUCACCGGAUGGUUGUCUCCGGUUUGCCUUAAAUGAGAAGCAUCAAUUCAGAAUGUGGGAUCUGAAAAAGAGGCUUUCUAGUUAUAGUUUAUUUGAGAGUGUAGCAAGUAGUGAAUGGAAGUUGAAGGAGGUUGUGAGUUUCAAGAAGUUUCGCCUCAUUAACUAUAAGGCCACCGGUCAUGAUCCCUACACUGUACGUCUGAACAAAUAUCCUACUUUGAUGGCGUUUCAUCCUGCCAAUUCAAAACUUGUGUAUCUUCGUCUGGGAGGCAGAGUGUUUUGCUAUGAUUUUGACACUAGAAUAUUGGAACCAAUUCAGUAUCCUGGAAUUGUCUUGAUAUACGAUGGACUAAUUCCUUACUUCCAACCUCCUUGGCUCCCUUCUUUGCCUUCCCGUUCUGUUUCUAUUUAACCUCCCUCCCUCAAAUGCCAUACAAUUUGUAUUACUUUAAUUUUAUGAGCUUGUUCCCAGUUUGGGGCCUUUCUUUCAAUAAUAAUUAUUAUUUCAUGUCUUCA
Messenger RNA from Cornus florida, 1485 nucleotides. RefSeq names its product F-box protein At5g03970-like. Gene Ontology annotation, molecular function: protein binding. The coding region runs from base 170 to 1381 and encodes 403 amino acids. The record is from RefSeq and is a predicted model, not a curated record. The transcript is spliced from 2 exons. Lineage: Eukaryota; Viridiplantae; Streptophyta; Magnoliopsida; Cornales; Cornaceae.